UCACUUCCUUUUUAACUUCUCCUCUUUAAGAUGGCGCCGAAAAGACAGCAGCCUGUAGGGAAAAAGAGCAGGAGAGGAGCUGCAUGGAGGUUCACGUUGGACUGCACGCACCCUGUGGAGGAUGGCAUCCUCGACUCGGCCAACUUUGAGACGUUCCUCAGAGAGAAGGUGAAGGUUAAUGGCAAAACUGGAAAUCUGGGUACCGUGGUGCAGAUUGCUCGGCAGAGGAACAAGAUCAGUGUCUCCUCAGAAAAACAGUUCUCAAAGAGGUAUCUGAAAUAUCUCACAAAGAAAUACCUGAAGAAGAAUAACCUACGAGACUGGCUGCGUGUCGUGGCGUCUGAUAAAGAGACGUACGAGCUGAGAUACUUCCAGAUCAGUCAGGAUGACGAAUCCGAGGUGGACGAGUGAAGCAAUGGCGUGGUGAGAGGAGGAGGAGGGCAAGGAAGAAGAUGGAACAAAUCUCAUCCUUUAUAUAGUUUGAUUUUGUUAAUAAAUGAAAAUUUACAGUAAA
Messenger RNA from Neoarius graeffei (lesser salmon catfish), 514 nucleotides. RefSeq names its product ribosomal protein L22-like 1 (gene rpl22l1). Gene Ontology annotation, biological process: cytoplasmic translation. The transcript has 4 exons. The record is from RefSeq and is a predicted model, not a curated record. Gene Ontology annotation, cellular component: ribosome. Gene Ontology annotation, molecular function: RNA binding; structural constituent of ribosome. Bases 31 to 411 code for a protein of 126 amino acids. NCBI's taxonomy places the organism in Eukaryota, Metazoa, Chordata, Actinopteri, Siluriformes, Ariidae.